AUUCCUUCACAAAAAACCAAGGAUUACACAAUUGAAGGACAUAACAAUAUAACUUGUGUGCACAAAAACAUUAAAUUAAUUUCUACUAUGGGUGUAACCUCGUGCACAUUAGAAAUCACGGUUAUAUCUUGCGAAAAUGUUAAUGUAAAAGAAGAUGCAUAUGUUGUUGUUCGAGGUGAGUCUCUUAAUUGUUACACAACGAAAAUGGUGAAAAAUAAAGAUUGUGGAAACAACUCGAGUUUUCUUUCAUGGAAUGAGAAGUUUUUGUUGGACAUGCCAUUGCAUGCAAGGUCAAUCACGUUUGAGGUGCAAUGCAAGAAGCUCAAAGGUGUUCGCCCUAUUGGGAAGGCAAGAAUCGCACUUUCGGAUAUUCUAGAAGACAUUGUGUCGGAAAAUAGUUUGAAGAUUUUGAGUUAUGGGUUGAGGGAUUGGGAAGGUAGAAGAAAUGGGGUUAUUCAUUUUGGUGUGAGGGUGGUUGUGUCCAAGAAAUGCUCGAUUACCACGGCGGAAAAGGAAAUGGUUGUGUACGAGAAGAAUUCCGAUGAACUUAUCACCGAAAUAGAUGUUGGUGCUAAGAUGUCUAACGGCGUUGUCAUUGGUGUUCCACUGUGGUGGAAUUAUCCUACUAUAAUUUCUAUUGAAUAUUGAUAUUGUUAAGAAUAUUUGUGUAAAACUGGAGAGAAACAAAAUAGAGAGACUACUUUUGCGAUUCAGCUAAAAUAAAUGAUCAAAACUGCAAUUAAGACUAUUUUAUAUCAAAAAUUAUUGAAAUUUUUGUGUAAAAGAGAUUGGAGAGAGUAUUUAUCGAAACGGUGUAAUAAAUGCAUCUAGAAAAAGUGGUGUAUGUCCUCUUUCCACAUAGAACACUGUCCAUCUAAAAAGAGUGAAGGUCGAGGAGAGAACAUUUGAAAAUUAAGAAAACUAAAGAUAUAUUGAUGUACACAUACAAUUUAAAAAAAAUGAUGUAUACAUCCACAUGGUCCAUAUAUUAAAGAGAGAUAGAAAUAGAAAUUUAAAGAGUGCACGUUCACCUGGUCCAUAUAUUGCCUCCUAUAGUUGAAAAAGAGUUUAUUGAUGCCCUUCUGAUUUUCGAACCACAAUAGGGU
This is a messenger RNA of Cicer arietinum (chickpea), 1106 nucleotides long. RefSeq names its product BON1-associated protein 2-like. The record is from RefSeq and is a predicted model, not a curated record. NCBI's taxonomy places the organism in Eukaryota, Viridiplantae, Streptophyta, Magnoliopsida, Fabales, Fabaceae. Gene Ontology annotation, biological process: defense response.